AUGACUUCCUGUCCUACAGUAUCCUUUAAUAACACCUCACUUAUCCCUGUUGAACAAAUCCGAUAUUUAGGACUCUACCUGGAAAAACGUCUCACUUGGAAUUUUCUUACAAGACUGAAACGACAAGAAACUUCUCGACGUUUCCGCUUAUUCCAACACUUACUAGACAAACGCUCUAAACUUUCAAUUAAUUACAAAAGCCUAAUAUACAUGAUUAUAAUAAGGACCUAUUUGGACUUCUUGUGCUAUGGGGCUCCACUAACCUACCAAAUUCCUCUCGUAUCAAUUCUUACAGUCCAAAAUCCUUCCUUAAAUCCUCAAUGCUCCUUGAUUUAUGAAGUUAAAGGAAUCACCUUGAAGCAGGCUCCAUCUUCACCAGAGGGAAAGAUGACCGAGGAAGGACAAAUGAACUCGGAAGGAAUGAAAGGUCUCGUCAGAGAAAUACCAGAUAUAAAGGAAGGUGAAUUAAAGAAACUGGAACAAGUAGCAGAUAAAUGUGGAGAAGCCUCACUUGGCGAAGAUCGGUGUGAGAAUGCAGUUACAAUCUACGACUGCAUAAACACAGUAGCAGAUGAGAUUCACUUGGAACCCCCAUACCAGACUGAAACGACUAGAAACCGCCCGACGUUUUCGAUUACUGCAGCACUUAUAGACAAACGUACUAAACUUCCAACUAUUUACAAAAGACUCACAUAUAUUACUAUAAUAAGGUCUAUUUGGACUUACGGGAUCGAGCUUUGGGGUUCUACUAAACCAUCAAAUUCCUCUCGUAUCCAAUCCCUACAAUCCAAAAUCCUUCGUAAAAUCCUCAAUGCUCCUUUCUAUGUCACAAAUGAUAUAAUCCAUAAAGACCUUAAUGUUCCAUAUGUUUCUGAUUUAGCUCAAUCUAGAUACCCAUCCUUCCAUAAUAAACUUCUGAACCAUCCGAAGCCUCUUAUUUCCAACCUUGCUUCUUCUUCUAUUCCUGAUAACCCACCAAGGAGUCUGAAAAGAAGAUGGCCUCGUGAUCUCCUUAUGUAG
Messenger RNA from Nezara viridula (southern green stink bug), 1020 nucleotides. The record is from the annotation of a GenBank genome assembly. NCBI's taxonomy places the organism in Eukaryota, Metazoa, Arthropoda, Insecta, Hemiptera, Pentatomidae.